ACCCUAAAACCCCUCCCUCUCCCACAUAUAUAUACACAUAUCCCCCAAUCUCAAACCCUAAAAUAACACCCUCAUUUUCACCCAUCAAACCCUAACAAUGGCGAAAAAGAAAUCAAACCCACACUCCGACACCACCAAACCCCCUAAACCUCAGGAUCGUGCCCCCAUUGACGACAUUCAUUCAGAAAAACUCGACAGUUUGAAGUCACUCAACGCUAUGCUGCUCAAAGAGACCGUAGAACGCCGCAAUCAGGUCGAUAGUUUAACUCAGGCUAACUCAGCUCUUGAAUCCGAGUUGACUCGGUGUAAUUCCGAGUUGAGUGGUUGGACUGAACAAGCGGUUAUGUUGGAGAUUGAGAAAGGUGUGGCGAAUAGGUUUGUUGAAGUGCAGGUUGUUGAAAUGGUGGAGAAAGUUGAAGGGUUUGUGAGGGAUUUGAAUCGGGUUAAUUUGGCAAAAAGUGAGAUUGAGAGAGUGAAGAAUGUUAAGGAGGUGGAGAUUAAGGGGUUGAAGAAUAAGUUGAGUGCACUUGAAGGGGAGAUUGGCGAGGAGAGGUUUAUUUUGUCUCGGGUUUGCGAGGAGCGGGAUGCGGUUAGGGCGCAGGUUGAGGAGCGGGUUCGGGUUGAGAACGCGCUGAGGGUGAAAGUGGAUGAGGCGGAGAAGAGGGAGAGGGAUGCGUUGGAGAAGUUAGAGAAGUUUAAGGGUGAUUAUGAUGGGUUGGUAGAGGCCAAGGCGUCGGUUGAGACGAAGAUGGAGUCGGUUGUUAGAGAAAAGGCUUUGGUUGAGAAAAGGUUGGUGGUGUUGAAUGGGUUAGUUGAUCGUUUGAAGAUGGAUGUGAAUAAGAUAAGUGAACAGAAGAAGUUGGUUGAAGACGAGAGAGAUGUUCAAGAGAAGAAGAAAAACGAGCUGCAAAGUUCGGUUGAUGGGUUGAAUGAAUUGGUGCGUAAGCUUGAACAAGGGAAAGCGCAAUUGGUUAAUGAAGUUGUUGAGUUGGAGAAGAAAUGUGUGGGGAGUUUGGAUAAGGAGGUGAAGAUGCGUGCUGAAUUUGACGUCUUGGCGAAGGAGAAACAAGAAAUGGAAGUGGAAAUUGAAAGCCUGACGAAAGAAAAGAGUUUGGUGGCAAAAGAUUUGGAUGAUGCUUUGAACAGUUUGAGGAAACAGAACCUGAAGGUAGAUCAACUGGACAAGGAGAAGACAAAGAUCAUUGAUGCAAAGAAUCAAGCGGAAACGGAUGUCAUCAAGUUGAAAGAACAGCUGGAGGAACUCAAGAACACGGUUAAAACACUUGAAAAGGUGAGCAUUGCUCAAACUGAUAAAAUCAACGAAUUGGAGGCUGAAAAGAGCCGCUACAUAGCAGCGUCUGAUCAAGCCACAAAAGAAAGAAACAAUGUGCGAGCGAGUCUUGAUGGUGAAAAAGAAAAGGUGAAGAAUUUGACCGAAAAGAUAUCGAAGAUAGAGAAGGAUAUGGAGGAUAUGCAGAAGAAGUUAUCUAAGAUGCAAAAAGAGACCGAAAAACUAGUUGCAGAAAAGAAAGACUUGGAAAAGUCACGCGCAGUGCUAGAAAAAGAUAUUCUUGCGAUCAAGAAGUCACUUGCGAAAACUCAAAAGGAUUAUGAGGAUACAGAAAGUAAACUAAAAGUCUCUGAAGCUAAUUCACGCAAAAUCUUGAAAAUUUUGAAGAAUACUUCAUCGAUUUGCAACUCAAAGGAAGAUAAGAACAAGGGUAUUGAUAAAGAAACCGCCUUUGGUGAAGAAAUUAAGCAUCAUGUAACAGAAGUUGAAGCAAUCAAGAAAGCAUUUAAGGAAAAAGAGAGUGUUGCGGAUGAAAUGAAGAAGCAGCUUGAAUUGCUGAAAGUACGUGUGGCGAAAGCUGAUAAGGGGAAGAGCUUUUGGACGAUGGUGUCGUCUGCAACCACCUUGUUGGCUGCUGUUUCUUUGGCAUAUGUUGCUCGUGGAGGUUAUUAGUUUGGGGUGGAUUUUGCUAAUCCUAACAGGUUAACAUCCUAAAAAUAUGUUGUUUGUUAAUGGGUUAAUUACAAUGUUUAAUGUUAACUCGACUUUGUUUGCUUAAAGCUGUUUCCUUGAGUAUGAUGACAAUAAUAAUGGAGGAUGGAGUUUUGUUAUUGUUUUCA
This is a messenger RNA of Helianthus annuus (common sunflower), 2130 nucleotides long. RefSeq names its product intracellular protein transport protein USO1. The transcript has a single exon. The record is from RefSeq and is a predicted model, not a curated record. The coding region runs from base 98 to 1963 and encodes 621 amino acids. Gene Ontology annotation, molecular function: structural constituent of ribosome; RNA binding. Lineage: Eukaryota; Viridiplantae; Streptophyta; Magnoliopsida; Asterales; Asteraceae. Gene Ontology annotation, cellular component: cytosolic large ribosomal subunit; ribosome. Gene Ontology annotation, biological process: ribosomal large subunit assembly; translation.